Diplodia corticola is the source of this 2445-nucleotide messenger RNA. RefSeq names its product dna repair helicase rad25. Gene Ontology annotation, molecular function: DNA binding; ATP binding; 3'-5' DNA helicase activity. Gene Ontology annotation, cellular component: transcription preinitiation complex; transcription factor TFIIH holo complex; nucleotide-excision repair factor 3 complex. Gene Ontology annotation, biological process: transcription initiation at RNA polymerase II promoter; nucleotide-excision repair. The record is from RefSeq and is a predicted model, not a curated record. NCBI's taxonomy places the organism in Eukaryota, Fungi, Ascomycota, Dothideomycetes, Botryosphaeriales, Botryosphaeriaceae. The transcript has a single exon. The coding region runs from base 1 to 2445 and encodes 814 amino acids.
AUGGCGGCCAAGCGCAAGGCAACCGCACCGACCGGCGGUAGUGCGAAGAGGGUGGCGUCUGGCGUGAACACGCCCAACAGCAUGGCCAGCAGCGACGACGAGUACACCGAGCCCACCGUCGAUGAGGUUGCGGAGCAGGAGGAAAUGAGAAUGCUAGUCGAGCGGUUCCAACGCUCCAAGAGGAUGGCAGCCCCCGGUGUCAGGAGGUCGGAUGCCGUAUCCAGCCAUUUCCAAGGCCACGACUACUCGAGCCUGGAUCUGAAGAAGGAGCACGCCGACCGCCCGCUCUGGGUGACCCCGGAGGGCAAGAUUAUCCUAGAAAGUUUCUCUCCUUAUUUCAAGACGGCCGAGCGUUUUCUCAUCAAUAUCGCCGAGCCUCAGUCGCGUGUGUCCCUCAUGCAUGAAUAUUCUCUCACCGCCAACAGCCUUUUCGCCGCCGUCUCGGUCGGUCUUUCGACCGACGAAAUCAUCAGUCAGCUUGAGAAGCUGUCCAAGACGCCGUUAGACGGGGAGGUCAAGGAUUUCAUCAUUCAGUCCACAAAGUCGUUCGGCAAGGUCAGACUGGUCUUGAAACAGACCAAGUACUUCGUCGAGAGUUCUGACCCGGACAUCCUCCGCACCCUGCUGCGCGACUCAAUCAUUGGCCCAUGCAGAAUUGACAACACCGAAGGCUUGAUGAAGACCACUGCUGCCAAGAAGGGCGACCUGGUCAUUCCUGGUACCAACAUGGCCGCCGGCGCCAAGCAGGCCGCCCAGGCACAGCCACAGCCUGAAGACGCUGAUCAAAUGAUGAAUGUGCUCAGGGAGGAAGACGACGACGAGGAAGAAGACCAGGUCCACUCCUUCCAGAUAGACGGGCCCAGCGUUCAGACUGUUUCGAAACGCUGCCGAGCAAUCGGAUUGCCGCUGACUGAGGAGUACGAUUUCCGCAAUGACUUCGCCAACGCCAACUUGGAAAUUGACAUUCGGCCUGGUGUGGAGAUCCGACCGUACCAAGAACAGGCUCUUACCAAGAUGUUUGGUAACGGACGUGCUCGUAGUGGAAUCAUCGUCCUGCCCUGUGGUGCCGGCAAGACACUGGUCGGUAUCACCGCCGCCUGUACCGUGAGGAAAGGCUGCAUCGUGCUCUGCACGAGUACCAUGUCGGUAUUGCAGUGGCGUGACGAGUUCAUCAAGUGGUCCAACAUCAACCCCAGCGACAUCGCCGUCUUCACUGCCGAACAAAAAGACUUUUUCUCGGGGAACACGGGUGUGCUCAUCUCCACGUACAACAUGAUUGCCAUGAACCGGACCAGGUCGUACGACUCGCAGAAAGUCAUGGACUUCAUUACCCAAAGAGAGUGGGGUCUCAUGGUUCUCGACGAGGUGCACGUCGUGCCCGCAGAAAUGUUCAGUCGAGUUACGCAUGCCGUGCCCUCACAUGCGAAGCUCGGUCUGACAGCGACCUUGCUUCGUGAAGACGACAAGAUUGUCGAUCUGAACUUCCUCAUCGGGCCCAAACUGUACGAGGCCAAUUGGCAAGAGUUGUCUGAAAACGGCUUCAUCGCCAAGGUCAUUUGCUCCGAGGUUUGGUGUCAAAUGACGACCGAGUUCUAUGCCGAGUACCUGAAGGCCAAGACGGUGAACAAGAAGUCGCUCCUGUACACGAUGAACCCUCGCAAGUUUCAGGCUGCCCAGUUUCUCAUCGACUAUCACGAAAAGCGAGGCGACAAGACCAUCGUUUUCUCCGACAACGUGUACGCCCUGAAAGCGUACGCGAGGAGACUCAACAAGGCCUUCAUUUACGGCGGUACUUCCAACCAGGAGCGGCAGACGGUGCUUCAAAACUUCAUGUACAACGAAGACGUCAAGACGAUAUUCCUUUCCAAGAUUGGAGACACGUCUCUUGACUUGCCAGAAGCGACGUGCCUCAUCCAGAUAUCGUCGCAUUACGGCUCGCGUCGUCAGGAGGCUCAGCGUCUGGGCCGCAUCCUGCGCGCGAAGCGCAGAAACGACGAAGGGUUCAACGCGUUUUUCUACUCGCUCGUUUCGAAGGAUACAACCGAAAUGUUCUAUUCCUCGAAGCGGCAGGCCUUUCUUGUCGACCAAGGCUACUCUUUCCGUGUCAUCACGCGACUCCAGGGCAUCGAAAAUCUUCCUGGACUGGUGUACGCGACUCCCCAAGAGCGGCGAGAACUUCUUACGGAUGUGAUGCUGCAGAACGACGUUGCGGGCGAGGUGGAGAAGAACGAUGGGGACCUGUUCGACAGGAAAGGAGGUAACAGGUUCAGGAAGGGGGUGCGUCGCACGGCUGGAACGCUGGGCGAAUUGAGCGGCGGCCAUGAUAUGGCGUUUAUGGAGCACACCAGAGACAAGAACAAGGAGCUUCGGGCGUCAGGAAACCAGACGCUCAAGAAGCUCAAGCGCAGUCUUGGAAAGCAGAACAAGAAGGUGCUGCCGUCGUAG